AAAUUAGGUCUAAGAAGAGGGAAAUCCGUUGGGCGCCGGGAUGAUGCACUGGGCGGAUUGAGCCCCCACGAGCACCCACUUCGUUCAGGGAAAUUCGCUGGGCGCCUAAUAAAAGCACUGGGCAGAUUGGUUUUCAGCCAAAAUCUGCUGGGCGCAGCUCGU
Molecule: messenger RNA, 162 nt
Organism: Sphenostylis stenocarpa
Lineage: Eukaryota; Viridiplantae; Streptophyta; Magnoliopsida; Fabales; Fabaceae
Source: the annotation of a GenBank genome assembly